Messenger RNA from Gastrolobium bilobum, 909 nucleotides. RefSeq lists its product as uncharacterized. The record is from RefSeq and is a predicted model, not a curated record. Lineage: Eukaryota; Viridiplantae; Streptophyta; Magnoliopsida; Fabales; Fabaceae. The coding region runs from base 160 to 723 and encodes 187 amino acids. The transcript has a single exon.
AUUCGGAGCAUCUUAUGUAGAUUCCUUCCUCUCUUCCCCAUAAAAUCUUCAUUACUCACUCUUUCUCCUCCCCCUCCCUUCUUCAAACCCAUUAGCAUUUUCCAAAUUAUUCACUUCAACUCAACUCCACCAACAAUUAUUGACACAUAAACAGAGAAAAUGAACAUCUUGGAGUAUUCUCCUCUGGAGCCUCUAGCUUUCAACUACUUGAACUUUGGUUUCCUCACACUCUUAAACAAUUUAUUGACUCGCCUCGCCGUCACCUUCUGGAGGAUUCGGGCCCCUAAAUCCGAAUUACUCCCUCCUUCCGAUGACCCGACAUCCGAGACUACCGACCCGGAUCCGGUGGUAUCGGAGCCUGAUGAUGCGGUUCGUGAGCCAGCGCGUGUUCCAACUGUGGUUGGUAACGGCGGCGCUGACGACGUUGACGGUGUGACCAAGGGAAAGUUUACCUUGUAUUACGAGGAUGACAAGGAAUACGAGAGUGACGAGACGUUAACGGUGACGGAGGUGUGGGAUGAGAAAGAAGGAAGAUCUGAGUGGUGGGAUAAUUGGGAAAAGUUGUUGAGGAUGAGGAUGGGAGAGAACGAGGAUGGAUGGUACACGUGCCAGGAUUUAACGUCGCUUAACGGGAACGUUGUUAGGUUGUGGGAUGGUGGGUUGAGGUUUGGGACAUUCACAAAGGAAUCAAGGGACAGCUCAACCUGUGUUCGUAUGUGGUAAUAAUUUAUAGCAUAGCUUGUUAGAUAGACUAUUAAGUGUUGUACGUAGUACUGGAUUAUUAGUCUCUCCAUCAAGAGUGAGAGAUUAUUGAGAAUGUAUAUAUGGUAAUUUGGUAAUGUGUUUCGAUAACGAUCAUCUUCAUCGUUCCAAUCUCAAAUUACUGAAACCCAAAUGUUUAAAGCAAGC